This is a messenger RNA of Petromyzon marinus (sea lamprey), 3206 nucleotides long. The record is from RefSeq and is a predicted model, not a curated record. NCBI's taxonomy places the organism in Eukaryota, Metazoa, Chordata, Hyperoartia, Petromyzontiformes, Petromyzontidae.
CAGAGAGAGAGAGAGAGGAGACCAACAGUGAGUGGGAGCUUUGGCAGACAUCGAGAGAGAGAGAGAGAGUCAGACACACAGAGACACAGAGAGAGAGAGAGGAGACCAACAGUGAGUGGGAGCUUUGGCAGACAUCGAGAGAGAGAGAGGGAGUCAGACACACAGAGACACAGAGAGAGAGAGAGGAGACCAACAGUGAGUGGGAGCUUUGGCAGACAUCGAGAGAGAGGGAGUCAGACACACAGAGACACAGAGAGAGAGAGAGGAGACCAACAGUGAGUGGGAGCUUUGGCAGACAUCGAGAGAGAGAGAGAGAGUCAGACACACAGAGACACACAGAGAGAGAGAGAGAGGAGACCAACAGUGAGUGGGAGCUUUGGCAGACAUCGAGAGUGAGAGAGUCAGACACACAGACACACAGAGACACAGAGAGAGAGAGAGGAGACCAACAGUGAGUGGGAGCUUUGGCAGACAUCGAGAGAGAGAGAGAGGGAGUCAGACACACAGAGACACAGAGAGAGAGAGAGGAGACCAACAGUGAGUGGGAGCUUUGGCAGACAUCGAGAGAGAGAGAGUCAGACACACAGAGACACAGAGAGAGAGGAUACCAACAGUGAGUGGGAGCUUUGGCAGACAUCGAGAGAGAGAGAGUCAGACACACAGAGACACAGAGACACACAGAGAGAGAGGAGACCAACAGUGAGUGAGAGCUUUGGCAGACAUCGAGAGAGAGGGAGUCAGACGCACAGAGACACAGAGAGAGAGGAGACCAACAGUGAGUGGGAGCUUUGGCAGACAUCGAGAGAGAGAGAGAGGGGAAGAGGAGGAGGAGGAGCGUAGUGAAAGGGAAAGUUUGGGGCGUGGGAGAGCGUCAGAGGGACAGGGGCGGUGAGACGUGGAGCGCGAGGGCCUUUGGCUCUCUCGCGGGAGUCUCCGGGAUGAUUCGUGGAGUUCCGCCGCUGCUGCAGCUGUUGCCGCUCCUCCUCUGCCUGGGAGUGGUGCUGAUCUCCACGCGCCCCUCGCUCGCACAGAGAGACGCGUCGUCGGACAUCGCGUACAUGCAGUACAUCGACCGCAGGGUCUCCGGUGUGGAGGAGCGUCUGCAGCGUGUGCUGGAGGAGCUGGCCCGCUACGUGACGGAGACGCGCGAGGUGAAGAAGGACCUCCUGCGGCGCUCCGACAUGGCCGAGCAGGACCGCGCGGGGCUCACGGAGCAGGUGGACGGCGUCGUGUCGAGGAUGGAGCGCCUGGAGCGAGACGUGGACUACUUGGAGACGCAGGCGCAGGGCAGCCACGCCUGUGUGGAGGUGGACGAGGAGGUCGUCCGACAGCGGCAGCAGGAGGAGGAGCAGCAGCAGCAGCAGCAGCAGGAGCAGCAGCUCAAGCAGAGGGGUCUCGAUCCCAGCGGCGAACAAGACGGAGGAGACGGAGGAGAAGGAGGAUCUUCGAGGUCCAGCAAGAAGAUUGGGACCUCCUUCUCCUCCUCCUCCUCCUCCUCGUCUUCGUCUUCGUCGUCAGCGGCCUCAACGGCCUCGCAAGCGGAGCUGGAACGUCUGAGACGGAAUAAGAGGCCGUUCAAAGUGUCCGACGAGUGCGACCACAUGCUCUCCGGCAUCCGCUCGCUCAAGAUCCUCAAGCGAGCGGGCCCCUCCGAGGGCGCGUGGAUGCGGGACCCAAUCCGUGACUUCGGCCGCGUCUACUUGCUCGCGGGCACCACGGGCUCCUACGUCUACGACUUCCCCUCCCCGAAGGCCUUCUCCGCCGCUAAGAUCCCCUCCUCCUCAUCCUCAUCCUCCUCAUCAUCCUCAUCCUCCUCAUCAUCCUCAUCAUCCUCCUCAUCCUCCUCGUCCUCCUCGCCCACCGCAGCUUCUCCCCCUCCGCACCCGAACGCCGUGCCGCUGCCGUUCGACUUCACCGGCACGGGCCACGCCGUGUACGGCGGCUUCCUCUUUUACCACCGCGCGGGCACGGAGAACGAGCUGGUGAAGUUCGACCUCCGCAACCGGAGCCUCGCCGACUCGGCCCUCGUCCCCGGCGCCGGAGCGUCGACCCCCUUCUCGCUGUCGCCGCACACGACCAUCGCCAUCGCCGUGGACGAGGCGGGCCUCUGGCUGGUGCACACGCACAGCGUGACACGCAGUGGAGGAGGUGGAGGAGGUGGAGGAGGUGGUGGAGGUGGACGAGGAGGUGGAGGAGGACGAGGAGGAGGAGGGCGCGGGAGGGGCAGAAGGGCAGCCGGGAUGGAUGGAGGAGAUGACGGAGGUGGAGGUGGCGAUGGUGACUGUGGAGGAGGACGAGGCGGCGGUGCGGGAGCAAGACGUGGACCGGUGGCGGAAGGGAAAGAUUCGGGAGACGGCCACGGCCACGGCCACGUCCACGGCCGUCGACACCGCCGCGGCCACCGCGGCCACCAACACUGCGGCCACCAACAAAGCGGCCACCAACACCGCGGCCACCAACACCGCGGCCACCAACACCGCGGCCACCAACAAAGCGGCCACCAACAAAGCGGCCACCAACACCGCGGCCGUCGCCACCGCCGCGACCUCCCGGCGCCGGCCGCCGCCGCCGCAGGAUCUCCCAGCCGCGGCGACCGCCGCUGUCGCUGGACACCCGCCUCCUCCACCGCCUCCUCCUCCUCCUCCGCCUCCACCGCCUCCUCCUCCUCCUCCACCGCCUCCACCGCCUCCGCCGCCACCGCCGGAUCUCCCAUCCGCGGCGACCGCCGCCGUCGCUGGACACCCUCCUCCUCCUCCUCCUCCUCCUCCUCCGCCUCCUCCGCCUCCUCCUCCUCCACCGCCUCCGUCUCCUCCUCCUCCUCCUCCUCCUCCGACGCCGUCAUCGUCCUCACCAAGCUGGACCACGCGACGCUGUCCGUCGAGCACUCGUGGGACACGCCGUGCCGCUCGCGCGGCGCCGAGUCGGCCUUCGUGCUGUGCGGGGCCCUGUACGUCGUGUACAACGUGCGGGCGGGCGGGCGCUCGCGCGUCGAGUGCGUCUUCGACGUGGCCGCCCGCAUCCCCGCCGAGCGGGCGCCGCUGCUCUACUUCCCGCGGCGCUCGGGGGCGCACGCCGCCAUGCAGUACGACCCCCGCGAGCGGCAGCUCUACGCCUGGGACGACGGAUACCAGACGGCCUACCGGAUGGACGUGGCCGCGAAGCCGGCGUUUGACUACGGUGGAGGGUGACCGGAGGGGUGGUGUGGG